Messenger RNA from Mya arenaria, 974 nucleotides. RefSeq lists its product as uncharacterized. The transcript has 8 exons. Bases 401 to 730 code for a protein of 109 amino acids. NCBI's taxonomy places the organism in Eukaryota, Metazoa, Mollusca, Bivalvia, Myida, Myidae. The record is from RefSeq and is a predicted model, not a curated record.
GAUGUACCUUGGAGAAAGCGAAAGAUGCUGUUAAAGAUGGUCAUACAGCUGCAGAUACUACAGAGGUCACAGAAACAUCUGAAGAUGCCCUCGGUGAAUCAGCAGAAGUCUUGGAACAUGCUUAUCAUGAUGCUGUAGAAAUCAGAGGGAUAGUUUACCAUCCACAGUUGUCUCUGAACAUGCUGAAGGGCCGCCUCAAGCAAUGUUCAAGAUUUGACCCAUGAGCAGCUACAGUAUAUGGUUGAUUAGAGUGAGAGGCAUAUGCGGAAAAUAUUUGGAGGAUAUAUUCUCUGCGAGCUGCGAGAGACAUAUUGCAUUCUAGCAGGGAGGAAGAAGCAAAAGAGAGCUGGACUCGAACUUGCGUAUUGGUUCUUACACAGGCCAGCAUGUGGACACAGUCAUGCAUGUCCUUGAAUACAUCUUCUGUAAACCGGAUAACAAGAUGCUGUUAAGACGAUUAUACAGUUGCAGAAACUACAGAGAUCUCGGAACCAUCUCAAGAUGCUCUUGGUGCAUCAACAGAAGAUCAGAAGUGGACCAUGCUUAUCUUGAUGCUACAGGGAACAAUGGUACAGUUGCCCCAUCCACUGUCAUCUCUGAACAUGCUGAAGGGCUGCCUGAAGCCAGGAACUUUCAGCGUUUAACAGAGGAGCAAGGCCAACUCCUAAGAAAAUGUCGAAGUGUUCAACAUUACUAUGAGACGGGAACUGAAGAUGAAAGACUGUAUUAAUUCAAUCAAAAGCCACAAGUGUUUGAAUUCUCUGAAGUGGAAUUAAAUAAAAAAACACAUUACACAGUUGGAUAACGACAGAUUGCACACUGAAACAAUAAUAAGUGUUCAAAGUGCUAGUACAUCUUGUACAUAGUGUCAAGGUGUCCAAGCAUGUCUCUGUAAGCCAAUGGUUCACUGCAUAUGAGGUUAAUUUAUAUCUUACAGUGGAUUGCAGCAAAAGGCCACAGGAAAAUAUGUUUUG